Striga asiatica is the source of this 414-nucleotide messenger RNA. The record is from the annotation of a GenBank genome assembly. NCBI's taxonomy places the organism in Eukaryota, Viridiplantae, Streptophyta, Magnoliopsida, Lamiales, Orobanchaceae.
AUGGCACUUCGGAAGAUGGAUUCCAAUAGCUUGGUCUCCUUCUCAAGCUUCCACCCACGUUCUUCACUUCUUUCCAUCGGCCCACAGGGAGAGGAAGAAGGGGCAACCUACCCGCACAUUGGACCUGGGAGCGGAAUGAAGAGAUUUGGAUUAGUUGUGGGAUGGCAUCAGGAGGAAAGGCGGAGAGGGUUAACUAGAGGGAAUGGCUGGUCAAAAAAGGCCUCAGAAAGCUAUCUGGCAUUGGGAUCUCCUAACUCAUCUCUUCCAACCACGGGGAGGGAGCCAUCACAGAAGGAAAGCCUAUCAAUAGGAGAUCCGUCUCUUAUCCAUUGGAGGAAAUCAAUGCCAGGGGAAACGAUAGGGGGUCGGCCAAUAAAGCUUUCUAUUAAAGAUAAGGGCUUUGCUAAUCUUUAG